Messenger RNA from Macrosiphum euphorbiae (potato aphid), 372 nucleotides. Lineage: Eukaryota; Metazoa; Arthropoda; Insecta; Hemiptera; Aphididae. The record is from the annotation of a GenBank genome assembly.
AUGAAGAGAAGUCUAUAUUUAAAUUUACUCCUCUUGGCAUUAAUGAUGAAAAUUGUAACAGCCAAUGUUAGAUUUCAACGUUCACCUCAACAAUACUGUGGUUCUAAAUUGGCGGACAUCAUGAAAGUUCUAUGCAAAGGCAACUACAAUGAACCAAAUUUACAAAAAAGAAGUCAAAUCGAUUCAGAUGUGUGGAAUUACAAAGACCUAGAAGACUACAAUGCAGUUGACUACCCAUACUUACCUAAGAAAGAAGCAAUGUCAUUUAUGCCCUUACGUUUACUUCGCUCUUUCAAAAGAAGUAUCAUCGAUGAAUGCUGUAAUAGACCUUGCUAUUUAUCUGAACUAAAAACUUAUUGCGGAAGUCAGUAG